Molecule: messenger RNA, 1544 nt
Organism: Stereum hirsutum FP-91666 SS1
Lineage: Eukaryota; Fungi; Basidiomycota; Agaricomycetes; Russulales; Stereaceae
Product: acid protease
Exons: 8
Biological process (GO): proteolysis
Cellular component (GO): fungal-type vacuole
Molecular function (GO): aspartic-type endopeptidase activity
Source: RefSeq, a predicted model, not a curated record
AAUGUCUCCUGUUCUCACCCAGGUCUUCGCUGGGCUGUUUGCCCUUGCGUCGACCGGAUUUGCUUCUGCAGCCGGUGACUUGAUCCAACGCGCUCCGUCUCGGGCUUCGACGACCUUGAAACAUGUCGACCACAUCACAGCUCGCCAUGUCACCUUUCCCAGGCGUUCGCUCGAGGCAAGGAGUACGGAGCUCCCGAGCGCAGAAUUCGUCGCAUCGUUCACAGGGAAGGUCUCGAAGACUCAGCAUAAGAAGGAUAUUCUGCGUUCGUUACGCUCGGCUGCAGGGAUCAACAGUACUGCUGUGAUUGACGGCAGCGACUUGGACGAGGAAUACAUCACUGAGAUCACCGUCGGAGGACAAACUUUCUAUGCUAUUGUGGAUACUGGCAGCGCGGAUACUUGGCUCGUUGAGAGUGGCUUCCUUUGCGUCGAUUCGGCGUCGAAUGCUGUUACUGAGGAGGAAUGCAAUUUUGGUCCUACCUUCGACACCAAUGCGUCUUCGACGUUCGUUGACUUCCCGGAUCAUAACUUCAAUAUCUCGUACGGUGAUGGGGAGUUCCUGAAUGGGCCCGUCGGCUACGAUACAGUGGCUAUUGGAGGCUUGUCCGUCACAAACCAAACUCUUCCUCUUGUGAACUACUCCUACUGGAAUGGCGACGGUUUCAGCAGCGGCUUGAUUGGCCUCGCUCACCCCGAUUUGACGAGUGUGUACGACGGAGACGAUCCCUCUGUUGACGAAUGGUUCGGAAACAGUCUUUUCUACAAUCCCUUCUUUUAUACUGCUGUGAGCGAGGGUGCCGUCUCUGAGCCAUAUUUCUCUAUCGCGCUCAACCGAGGAAACUUUUCGGCAGAGGAAAACUCUACUUUCGACCCGAACCUUGGUUAUCUCGCAUUCGGAGGAAUUGCUCCUGUGGCCGUGACCAACACUUCGACAACUGUUCCAAUCCAGGGAUACUCGAUCUCGACGUUCACCCCAAGCAAUGACACAAAUAGCACGGACUUCACCUACUUCUACUACACCAUCGACGUACAAUCCUUUGUCUUCAAUGGCUCUGAUACUCUCGGCGAUAUAUCCACGGAUAACAUCAUUCUCGAUACCGGCACUACGCUCAACUACUUCCCAACUAAUGUUGCCGAUCUUUACGCCUCUAAGUUCGUCCCAGCAGGUGUUUGGAAUGAUGACGUUGGAGGCUACGUCGUCGACUGCGACGCUGAAAUUCCGGAAAUGUCCGUUGUAAUCAAUGGCACCACCUUCACUAUCGACACAGCUGACCAGAUUCUGCCUCUUGGGACCGAUGACUCUGGGGCGGAGGUGUGCAUCGUUGCCACGACUGACGGUGGCGCGAACGAGCCGGACAACACCUUCAUUCUGGGCGACGUGUUCUUGCACAACGUCGUGUCGACGUUUGACAUUGGCGCCUUCGAAAUCACCCUCACUCAGCGCGAGGCCUACUAGAUGCAUCCUCACGGACUGUAGCUAUCUAUUGAUGUCGCUGGUUUAUCAUUAUCGAAAGUGUCGUGUAAGAGAUACUUUUCAAAUGAUC